ACGCCCGCCGUCAUUGUUCCCGGUUUUUACAUAGAUACCGGUGGCUGGCUGGGCCCUCGUCAGUCGUUUAGGAGGGCAGGCGAGAGCAGCACGCCUUCCGAGAGCACCUCCGCUAUACCCUACUCGUCUACCGCAGCAUCAGCGGCACUGACAUCACAACCAUCACCAUCGUCAUCAUCACCAGUGCCGGGAGAGACUCUGCACCAGCAGGAACCUCUGACUAUGUCGAGCGCCGGCGCUCUACGGCAGGCCGGUCUGCCGUGGUCAUCAAAACUUCCGGAGACUCCUGAGAACCUGACAUCACAAGACCCACUGCGAGUGGUCGCCUUCGAUGACCCUCCCUACGUGAGCGUCCAUCACCGUCCUGAUGGCUCAGUCAGCUUCAGCGGCUACCUGUUCCAGCUGUGGCAGAUCAUUGCUGACGAGCUGGAUCUCAGCUAUCAACUAGUGGCCAUUCCACAAGACAGCGGCUACGGCAGCAUGGACGAGAACGGCACCUGGACAGGUAUGGUGGGCGAGCUGACUUACGGACGCGCCGACCUGGCGCUCACCUGGCUCAACGGCCGGCCGGACCGCGCCUCUGUGGUUGACCUGAUCGACGCCGUGCCCGUGGAGCGCGAGAGGUACACGUUCUACCUGCGACAGGGCGCGCGGCUGGUGCCGAAGGUGACGCCGACCAUGCUGAGCUCCAUCUUCCGGCCGCUGCAUCUGCACGUGUGGCUGCUGCUGCUGGCUGCGCUACUGGUGCUCGCCGCUGCGCUGCGCCUGUCUUCGCGGUACGAUGGCGAGUCCUCUGGGCCGACUGUGGAGGACCGGAGGGCGCGGGAGCACCUCGGCUGGGGCUCCUGUCUGUUCUCUGUGUUCAUGUCAAUGGUGGGCCAGGGUUGGAGCGUCACGCCGCGCUCCAACUCGGGCCGUGUCGUCACCAGUGUGACUUGGAUGCUGGGCAUGUUGAUCAACAUCAGCUACACGGCCAACCUGAUCUCUCACCUCGCCGUCACCACGGUGGACCGACCCAUCAGCAGUCUGCAGGAGUUCGCCGAGCAGCCCGACUGGCUGCUAGCCGUGGAAGCCGGCACCGGCAUCAUCAACGACUGGAAGAGCAGUGACAGCGCCCUGGAGCAGGGCCUCUUCCGCCGGGUGAUCAGCGGCGAGGGUCUCCUGCGUCUGGACGGCACGCGGGAGAGCGCCAGCAGGGCCAUACAGCCGCGCGUGCUGGCCUACAUCGACCUGCACCGCCUGACAUACGCGCUGGGCUCGGAGGCGUGCGCUGUGGUGCCGCUGCUGGACCGCAUGCCGUCCUACCGCAGCACCUACCUGGCCAUGGCCAAGGGCAGGCCGCGCCUGAAGCGGGCCAUCAACCGGGUGAUGCUGAGAAUGGACCAGAGCGGCACCCUGGACAGGCUGAAGAGCAUGUGGCUGAGGGCGGGCCGCGGCACGUGCCAGCCGUCGGGAGGGGUCAAAGCGCUGGCGUUUGGUGAUAUGCUUCCAGUGCUGUUGUUGAUACCCAUCGCGGUUUUCUUCAGUGCAGUCAUUGUUGUCUUGGAGGUGAUAUGGCACAAACGGUAUGUUUUCAACUGCUCAUCACCAAAACCGCUAAGAAAUAAUUUCAUUUGGUAUAAAUGAACCGAUGGUAGAAUGAACAAGAUAAUAAA
Messenger RNA from Amphibalanus amphitrite, 1655 nucleotides. Its product is annotated as glutamate receptor 4-like. The record is from RefSeq and is a predicted model, not a curated record. The transcript has a single exon. Gene Ontology annotation, cellular component: membrane. Bases 223 to 1626 code for a protein of 467 amino acids. NCBI's taxonomy places the organism in Eukaryota, Metazoa, Arthropoda, Thecostraca, Balanomorpha, Balanidae. Gene Ontology annotation, molecular function: glutamate-gated receptor activity.